Messenger RNA from Funneliformis geosporum, 435 nucleotides. Lineage: Eukaryota; Fungi; Glomeromycota; Glomeromycetes; Glomerales; Glomeraceae. The record is from the annotation of a GenBank genome assembly.
UAUAUUCAAUUAGGUGAAAGAUUAAGAUGUAAUAAAAAAAUUCUUCCAAAUAAUUUUAAACAUGAUGGGGGACACAUACACGAAGAGGGUGGUUUUAUUUUUGUGAUGCAAAGUGCCGGUUCUUGUAUAUUGCCUUAUGGGCUCAUUCAAUUUCAUGAUAUAAGGCAUGGAAAUAUGUCACAAAUUGCACAAAUUGAGUUAAUCGGAGAAGAUAAUGAACCUGAAUACGCAGGUCAAAAUGAAGAAAAUUCUGAUCAAGGAAAUGAUAGACGUCUUGUUAAUGACAAAUUAAAGCCCGAUCUUUUUAGAAAAAAGGAUUUCAUUUCUCAUGAGUUAUUCUGGGAACGAACAGGGUUUAAAGAUCCUUAUUCGGUUCAAGAACAAAAAGAAUUCAUAAUAUAUGAAGAUAGCUCAAAUAUUAAAUGUUCAAAGUAA